This is a messenger RNA of Sebastes umbrosus (honeycomb rockfish), 6594 nucleotides long. RefSeq names its product protein phosphatase 1H-like. Gene Ontology annotation, molecular function: protein serine/threonine phosphatase activity. The record is from RefSeq and is a predicted model, not a curated record. Gene Ontology annotation, biological process: protein dephosphorylation. The coding region runs from base 820 to 2409 and encodes 529 amino acids. The transcript is spliced from 10 exons. NCBI's taxonomy places the organism in Eukaryota, Metazoa, Chordata, Actinopteri, Perciformes, Sebastidae.
GAGCGAGCAAGCGCAAGCCCGACGCUGACUUUCGUUGACUUAACGGCCACAGGUGUCACUGUUAACAAGCAUUUCUGAAAGUUACAAAUAGUCCCUUUAAGUGUCAAUGUUAAGUUAAAUGUUAAGUUUUGUUAAUGGAAACAUUACUACCCAAAACAGUCAGUCCUGUACAGUUCAAAUACUGCUGCAUAAAAUGGAAUUUCUUUUAAUAAUAUGCUGUUUGGAGUGAUUUUCAGUAUAAUAAAUCCUGAAAAAUAUGUUUUCUAUGAUUUAAUCUUGUGAUAAAAGGUUACGUCUGACAGAAUUUGUUUGGCCCCCGGCAACAAUCUGGAUUUCUCACGUGGCCCCCCCAGAAAAAUAAUUGCCCAACCCUGGUAUAUAUGAACCUGGGGACCACGCAUGGGUUUAACAUUUUUUGCAGUGUGCAUCCCUGGUUGCAUCACAUGACCCGUUAAUCUUCGGGUGUAUUUCCGCGUUCACGACGGCCGAGCUGUUAUCAAUGACUCUCCAUGACUCUCUCCAUGGGUGUGCAGGGCUUUAACCUAAUGCAUCACAGCCGUCUCCAUCAUCCUCUCCUCCGGCUGCGGCUGUUGUCUCCGCUGAGCGCUCAAUGAAUGAAGCUGUAACCAUCUGAGGUCAUCCUCCUCCUCCUCUUCCUUCCUCCUCCUUCCUCCUCCUCCUCUUCCUUCCUCUUGUUCUCCAUCGAGCCGUCCUUCGAGCAGCGCGGCCGAGCUGGGGGGGAAUCCGGGUAAAGGUAGCCGCGGCGCCGCGCAGCACCACCGGCCGACGGACACCACCCCGCCGCGACGCGCCACCAACAUGCUCACCCGGGUCAAGUCCGCAGUGGCCGGGUUCAUGGGUGGCAUCAUGGCCGGGGGCAGCUCCGGCGGAGCGGGCAACACGGGCUCCGAGCUGCCGCUGAGAUUCCCCUACAUGAGACCCGAGUUUCUGGGACUGUGCCCGGAUGAGAUCGAGUGCUCCGCGGACCACAUAGCCCGGCCCAUCCUCAUCCUGAAGGAGACCAGGAGAUUACCGUGGGCCACCGGAUACGCUGAGGUGAUUAAUGCUGGUAAGAGUGCGCUGAAUGAGGACCAGGCCUGCUGCGAGGUGGUCGUAGCGAGAAGGAGGCCGAUGAGCUACUGCCCCCCCUCCACACCCAGCAAGACCCCCACAGCCAAGAGACGCAACUCGCUGCCCAACGGAGAGGGCUUGGGGCUCCGCGUGGAGCACAGCAAGCUGGGAGAGGACAGCGAAGGGCUGGUGUUCCACUACUGGGCCUUGUUCGACGGCCACGCUGGCUCGGGUGCAGCCGUUGUCGCCUCCCGCCUGCUGCAGCACCACAUCGCCUGCCAGCUCCAGGCCGUCAUCGAGAUCCUACGCAACCUAGCCUCCUUGCCCCCGACCGUCCUUGGCGAGGAGCCCAACGACAACAACCCCUACCUCCAGGGAAACACCCCGGGCCCUCACCGAGGCCUGACCCGGGCCGCUUCUCUGCGUGGGGCCGCCGGCGCACCAGGUUCCCCGAGCAACACCCCGCCUCCACCACGCUUCUUUACCGAGAAGAAGAUCCAGCACGAGAGCCUGGUGAUCGGAGCCAUAGAGAACGCCUUCAAAGAGAUGGAUGCCCAGAUCGAGAGGGAGAAGCAAUUGUAUAACAUCACAGGAGGGUGUACGGCUCUCUCUGUGGUUUACCUGCUGGGAAAACUAUACGUUGGGAAUGCAGGCGACAGCAGGGCUAUCAUUAUCAGAAACAAUGAGAUCAUUCCCAUGUCAACAGAGUUCACACCGGAAUCAGAACGACAGCGACUUCAGUUCCUGGGUUUUAUGCAGCCUCACCUGUUAGGAAAUGAGUUCACGCACCUGGAAUUUCCCCGGAGAGUUCAGAGGAAGGAGGUGGGCAAGAGGAUGCUCUACAGAGAUUUCACCAUGAACGGAUGGGCAUACAAGACCAUCGAGGAUGAAGAUCUCAAGUUCCCACUGAUAUAUGGGGAAGGGAAAAAGGCACGAGUGUUGGCGACCAUCGGUGUGACCCGUGGGCUUGGUGACCAUGACCUCAAAGUUCAUGACUCCAACAUCUACAUCAAACCGUUCCUUUCCUGUUGCCCCGAGGUUCAGGUGUACAACCUGAUGCAGUAUGAGCACGGGGCUGAUGAUGUUCUGGUAAUGGGAACCGACGGCCUCUGGGACGUCCUCUCCAACCAGGAAGUAGCCGAAACCGUCACCACAUUCCUCGCCAACUGUGACCCCGAUGACCUACACAGGUAUACAAUGGCAGCACAAGACCUGGUAAUGCGAGCGCGUGGCGUGCUGAGGGACCGAGGCUGGAGGAUCACCAACGAGCGCCUGGGCUCCGGAGACGACAUCUCGGCCUUCAUCAUACCGCUGAUGUACGGCAACCGUCAGCCCUGAGGAGCCCGGCAGAGGCGCUGCGGCUCAAAGGCUCUUAAACUGAGAAUCCACGUUUCAGUUUCCUCAGUGCCGUUUGCACAUUUGUUUUCUCUUCCUUAGACCAAGGAUAUACUAAUGUUUGGAUAUUGGUUGGUGUUUCAUAUCUCUGUAGGAGUUCAGAAUUGGUCGGGCACCACAUUUGGCUGCUCGGGGGAACGCUACAGUCAGCUCUGCUUUGUUUCAAUUCAGACACAUGGUGAUAAAUAAUGUGGCCUGUUUAAAGUUAAUAACAGUGAUGGAGUGAGUGCCCCUGAACUUCUGCAGAGAUUUGAAAGCUGAAAUAGACGAAUGCUCUUCCAAAGCGAAGAAAAUACCUCUUUUCUUUCUGUUCUUCGUACCUCUCUUGCAGUGCUGUACAUGACCCAUCUUCUUCCCUCUCUUUUAGCCCCCCCCUCUGCUCCUAUACUGUACAGUCAACUUGUUUAUAUAUAAAAAAGAAGCCCUCCGUCUCGUGACCAUGGACCGAGCUGACGGGUCAGCUGCAUUUUCUGUUUCGCCACAGUGUGGCUUUGAAGGAUUCACGUGCCGAAGAACUGCUUCCAGAUUGCUUUACAGAUUACAGACUGAUUGCAGCGAUGAGAUGUUGGCCCCCGACCCCGCAUUGCCGUUCCCAUUCUGAGCAUCAUGUUGUCAUUUCAGAGGCUUUCAGUUGGUGCGAGCCCAGGAAACCUGAAAUCUUUUGUCACAUGGAAAGUUUAAGGGGGGGGGGGUUUCAUUGUUUCAUGUGUGUUUCGUGUUUCUGGGAAUGUGGACACAAGAAAAGAGACGAGGACCUGAAGUUGACCACCUCACAGUAGUGAGGCAAAUCAGUUUUACUGUGGAGUGAGAGCUCUUCAGCCUGUAUGGGGACAUAGUUUGAUGGUUUAUGGACAAAGUUUGAUAUGAAAAUUGUGUGAUGUCAAUUAACAUCUGCAUAGAAAAAGGUGUACACUCGUACAAGUCAUUUAAUCUGAUAUGGAGUCUUAAAAUUGAAAAAAAUGCUCCUAAAUAUCAACCUGUUGGUCAUCAGUUCGUCUACUUUGUGUUAAGUUGCAGCUAGUUGGCAAUUAGCAGUGAUGGUUACGUUAUUUUAUCUUGGCUGGGGUCUUUAAUAACCCAUGUCACUUCAUGAAACAUCUAUGCUUCAGCAUUUGCUGAGAGUUAGAUGAUAAGAUCGACACUACAUAUCUGUGCGUUAGGAGACCGUUAGCUCAAAGCUAAAGACUGGAAGCAGGGGGAAAUGGCUAGCUUGGCUCUGCCCAAAGGUUUAAAAAAGUUCUCUAAAACCUCAAAAGACAUUACACCACACUUGUGUAUGAGUUAAACAAAGGAGAUAUUACAUGUUCGCUUGGACAGAGCCAGGCUAGCUUUGUCCCGCUGCUUCCUGUCUUUAAACUAGCUAAGCUAACGGUUUCUUGCUAGCUAGCUUCGUCAAGUCAAACUUUAUUUAUAUGACACGUUUAAAAAAACAACCGCAGUUGACCAAAGUGAUGAACAUGUACAUAAUACAAAUUAAUACAAAGCAAGCAACAAUAAUAACUGAGUAAAUAUAAUGCACACAUAAUAGCAGUAAUUUAAUGUACAAACAUGAGAGUGGUGUCAAUGUUUUCAGCUAACUCUCGGCAAGAAAGCGAAUACGCUUUUUUCCCAAAAUGUCAACCAAUUCAUUUUAAGAAAAUAUUUUAUACACUGAGAUCCUUGGAAUUUGUUGUAAAUUGAGUUAUUAAUGCCUUAGUUUUUAAAAAAGUGACAACCUCAUGAGACUAUACAUUAGAUUAGAUGACUUGUACAUCAGUAUACUCGCACUUUAGGCUGACCCACAUCAUGAACCAAGCAGCCAUGAUAUAUAGACCAUUUCACAGUUGCUACGUAAACAGUCCACAUGUGUCCCAGUUUAUUUCCUGUUGCAGUGUAUGUGAACGGUAUAAACUGACAGGAAGUAAACAUGGACCCAAGCUGUUGCCUAGCAACGCAAUUCUGUUGAAACGGUCUAUAGAAUGAUGAAGAGGCAGAUAUUCCCUGCAGCAGGGAGGAUUGGAUUAAAUUAAUAAUUGUUGUUUUUAAAAUAAAUAAAUCAUGAAAUACAACCAAUCAAGUAAAUCUGAAGAAAAGAAACCGAACGUUUUCUUUUAACAUGUUUUGCAUGUUUCAUGAGCUUUAGAUGCUCGUUACAGAUACCCAUUUGUCUUCGGAGGGACAGGUUUGGAUGUAGUGAUGUAGUCGGUGCAUGCAGUGACAUAUUGUAGGCCUGGGAAUAUAAGCGACGGUGCAAUGGUUUACACUGCUGUUUGUUUUUAUAUGGACUGAAUUUGUAUUUCUGUAAUGUUUCAAAGCAUUAGUGAUGAUGUUAUUUGUUUGUAAAUGUGCAUAGACCAUGCAUAUGUUUCUACGGUUGUUGUUCCUUUAGAGUCAUUAACAUCCCAGACAUUUAGCGUAUAAGAGCUAAGGGUGUGAUUCAUUGGAAAGGAAUGAGACAAAAAUACUGAUGGCUACAUUUUUUUUUGCACUUUUUUAAAAAAUCUUGCUGACUGGGCUCGAGAAAGAAAAGCGACCGCGAAGAGUUCAGCUUGUCUGAAAACAGUGUCACGGCCUCAGAAACUGAUGUGCAUGUGUAUUUUUUUCCUUCCCUACAUUAUUAUUCUACAUUCAUACAGACUACACUCCUCAGCCAGUGUUGAGAUGCAGAGAAUGAGAAGUAGUCUGGGGGGAAGGAGAAACUUGAGACUUCAGAGGAUCAAUAAAAAAAAGGUCAUCGUUUUUUUUAAAAGUUUGAAUCCAGUGAGAAAAAAAAACAAUUGACUGCAUAAAAUUAAAACAAAGUGCAUGUUUUUGACAAAAUAAACAGUGAUAGUUUAGGUUUUAUGUUUUUUUUUCCUCAAUAGUGGAUAUGUAGAGUUUUUGGAGUAGCACUGGUUUACUUUAGACAUGACUGUAAAGUGAAAAUAUUUCAUGAAACGGGCCGUAUAGUACAGGCUAUUGACUGAAUCCAAAGAUUAUUUGGAAGUUGUGCAGUGCCAGGAUGAGGAAGCCAUUGUUAAAGGAAUAGUUUGACAUUUUUGGGACAUAUACUUCCUUUCUUUCUGGCGAAGCGCAUUUCCCAAAAUGUCAAACUUUCGUUUUUUACGUCACAUGAUAUGUGCCAUUGUGUAGCAUGGGCUAUUUAUCAUCCGAGCUUUUUUGCAGUUGACAAUUAUCGACAUUCCUCUGAGCAGCAGUCAGUUACAUUUGCCUGAAGUUCGUAUGGUGCAUUUUUCCUCCUGUACAUUCCAUGAAAGACAUAUUUAAUUUAAAAAUCCUGUAUUGUUAUAUGUCUGUCAUAUAAGCUAUUUGACAGUUAAGUUUUUUUUUAAAAACUUGUUCUCAAUUAAUUUAUUGAAUGUUUUGUUAUUAUUAUUUUACCUUUCAGCCACCUAAGCAUUGUCUUAGCAUGCGUCCCAGUUCAACAGAACGGUUUCAAACAACCAGGCUUCAUCCGACAUGGAGAGUGAAUGUUUUGAACUGUAAACAUGUUAAGACAACGUCUGAAUGGGGCGUCAGAAUAAGUGUUGAAUGUUCAUCCUUCUACCCGUCAUUAAGCCUUUUUCUCUUAGAUGAAUGUCAAAGAUUGAUUUAUUUUUGUCAUCCUACUGUGCCACCCAACUGCUGCACAUCAACUCAGGUUCAAUUAUCAUGUGUAGUUAAAGUGGACAAGCUGUUAAGAGUGAUUUUCUAAAGGCGGGAGUCCCCCAGGGCGGCGUAUUAGUCCCACUACAUUUUUUAUUAUGGGAGAGGAAGCUUGAAAGUUUACUUUUGUCAGCUCGACUGUAGGUUUCCCUUUUUGAAGUUGCUGUAUUGUGAAAGUAGUAACUGUUUUUUUUCUACCUUUAGACUAUAGAGUUCGUAAUGGGAAAAUGAGAAAAGCUGGGAGGUUUUUUUUCUGUAGCAAAGAGGAAGUUUGAAGCCCAGUAGGGAACCAUUUUUAAGUGACCAUUGUGCUACCCUCAACCUCUCCGUUUGUGAAUGUGAAAUGUACAUUUUUGUAUAAGAAAAAGAUAACUUAUGAGGUCAAAAAGAAAUAUUUUUAAUGUUUCCUUGUGCAACUCUGACUCUGGGAGGGGAAAAUGUUUACCUUCAGUGUUUCUUUUCCAGAAAUGAAAAUAAAUGUUAAAGAUAAAUGUAAAAAAAAAA